Molecule: messenger RNA, 1888 nt
Organism: Anopheles funestus (African malaria mosquito)
Lineage: Eukaryota; Metazoa; Arthropoda; Insecta; Diptera; Culicidae
Exons: 3
Coding region: 368-1888 (506 amino acids)
Source: RefSeq, a predicted model, not a curated record
UUUGGUGGAGUCACUUCAGAUAUGACGCACGGGACCAUUGAUUGAGCACUUACGCGUAAGUCUGCAAUAAAAUUGUGCGUUUCUGUCUGACACCUAAAGACUACUCCGCACAAACAGAUGGAAUUAAUUUCCAAACAUUGCAAUUUUCAAUGCUGUUUUUUUGUGUGUUGGCGACGUUUGCACAGUUGGUACAGUUCGCAUGAUUAACGCCCGUUGGUCUAUUAAGAGCUCGAUCGAUCCAGACAUCCCGAUUCCCAGAAUAGCGUGUGUGCGUGCAGACUGAUUUAGCGUGGGUUUUGGGUUAGGAAUUGAAAAAAUUUCAAAGAUUGCAUCCAUUUAGUUAGUGCUGCUCUACGACACACAGAAGAUGUUUCGCCACCAUAGGUCCAACAUUUUAAGAGCAGUUCUUUGCUGCUGGUUGUUUCUGACCAUUGGACAUGCAGAACCGGUGCCAGAAUUUGCCAUCAAUGCUGUGGUUAGUGGGAGUGCCACCGUUUCGACCCUCGCCCUGGAGACGAAGGCACUGUUUGUGAAUGCCGGUGGAACGACGUUUCAGCUAAAUGCAGGCUACAACCGGCUAGCUACCGUAAAAGCAGCCAUGACUACGAUCGCUACCAGACUAUCCACAGCCGGUGCCACACUGACGCAGGCCAUUUCCAACAUGGCGCUCAACAACAGUGGUCCAAUUGCAACGUAUUUUGACAGCAUCAGCAGCGCAAUCCAAAGUUUGCAAACGAUCAUCACGUCCGGUUUGACGGCCGAGCUCAACACCCUCACCGGGACGAUCGGGAACUACGUGACGGCUAAGUUUGGGGACAGUUUUCACACAAUGUCACAAACGCUCACUACACUUUCCCAAGCCGUGGCCAGUCUCCGCACGGCCGUAACAAACGCACGUAACGCUGCCGGUUCCUCACCAACCGUGUCGGCGACGUUAGUCAGACGGUAUCUUACCACACGCAUAGUGACUGAUAUUACGAAUGCGGUUCGGUUGCUAAAAUCUGACGUACCGAUUCUGGUGUACAUCGUCCGUACGACGCUCGGUUCUAUACAGACAGCGGACGAGUACCUGUCGAGCAUUGCCGAUGAAGCGCAUCUGCGCGCAAACGACGUCAACGAGCUGGGAAACAAUUUCAGCAGUGAUGUGAACGAUUUCGUCGUUACGGUAAAAACUAACACGACACAACUGACCACCGCGCGUAACACGCUUAUCGAAACGUACGAAUCCACACUCCAGAGUGACGUUCAAUCGGACGACAACUUCGGCGCAAUGGUCGGUGGUUUGCUAACGAAAAUAGAUUCGAUUUACAAUGAUGACGUUACGGUCGGUAGUACCAUUGAUGGCAAGUUCGCCACCUACCUGCAGCGUGUGCAGGCACUCGAUGACGAUUUGGCCACAUUCUACGGUACGAGCAUGUGUGCCGUCGUUCAGAAUCUCCUUCAAGUGCUGAUUGAAAACGGUCCAAACGCACAGUUCUGUUUCAGCAAGUAUGGCCAGAAAGUGUUUAACUUUUUCGUGCUGCAUACCUACGAUUCAGCCGAUUGCUAUCGGUUGCAGUUAAUCCGGCUCGAUAAACUUCUCACCGCGACAUACAACAUCGUACUGCUGCUGCUGCACGACAUCGACGACUUUCUCGAGAAUGUGGAGCGUUGCACGCACUUCAACAAUCUUGAGAACUGUGUCACUUUUCUGGGAACCGAAUAUCAAACCCUGUUUACAUACACUACGGAAAAGCGAGACUAUCUGUACCGUCUGCUAACGAAGGAAACUAACGCCAGCUAUUACCGAUUGGCUGGUUGUUUCGACAAUAGCAAGCACCUACUCAUGCUGGAUGCAGAACAGAUGAUGAGUAAUAUCGAUCAUUGCGAGCUGCACGGACCAAAUUAA